Molecule: messenger RNA, 1075 nt
Organism: Xylaria bambusicola
Lineage: Eukaryota; Fungi; Ascomycota; Sordariomycetes; Xylariales; Xylariaceae
Exons: 3
Source: RefSeq, a predicted model, not a curated record
CAAGGAUCGUCAUUGGCAGUGUAGAUUGACGCCAGCCCAAAAUAUGUAAGCCUAGGGUAGUAAUGCCGCGAAACAAGGCCAACAAAAAGUACCCUUGCACUGACUGCGGUAUUUUGCUUUGCAUCUUCGUCACGUCACUCGACGUGCGGACAUCGUCUCAUCUGGGCAUCUGCCAGAAAUUACAUAGUAGAAUCGAAUCAGAUUCCGUGGCUGCGCCGCACGAGAUGUCUCCGCUGUCACCGUGCACUACUGUAGAGUAUGCUCGACAAUCAUGGCUUGUUCUGUUUUUAUAAUCAUCUCGUCCCCUUCGAGCGGAUGCUUCUUUCAAUCCCUCCCGACGUGUUAUAGCAAUCUACCACCUGUAGUUCGGCUACAUGCAUUGCCCAGAUUAUCCUAGCCAGAGCUGCCUAUUGCCAUGUUAUGUAAUCCUCGCCUUGUGCUUGGCUCGACUUUUCAGCUACGAGUGCCAAUCAUAUGAAGGUCUAUCCUCCUCUCCUUCAUACCGUACGUCGUUCACAGGUAAGAUCACUGCCGCCGAAGCUCCAGUCAGCAUCCAGUGUCCUGUACUCGCUUGUGAGGCGGACAAACUCGAGCUAAGUUCGUCGGUGGUAACACUACACCACAAAGAGGUAAGAUGAAGGACAGAUUGGGGCAUGAUAAGCGUAGGUUGCCAACUCACUCACCAAGCCCUCCCUAGCUAGGUAGGUAAUACGGUAGUAGGUAGAUAAGAUAAUAUGUACACUAACAUAUGCCAACAAAGUCGGCGCGGCUUCACUUUGUCUGAUUGUAGACUGGCCGAAGGAUUGUGACACCUGGUAUAGCGUGCACUUGGUUUCGGCGAGAUACGAUGAUUACGAAUUACUUCUGUCGCCCUGGAUGAGCUCUGGUACAAUGACUAGCAGAAUGCCUUAGUCAUACCUAUUUUCAUUUGCACGAGUGAUUAUAUGAAUAGUCGCCCCAGAGCUCCUUGUAACGCAGACUCAGUCAUCGCCCAUCCCUUGUUGAUGUCAAGGUUGGUCAAACACUUGGCGCCCUACUACCAUACAGCCACGCUAUGAUCUAGACUUCAGACGAC